This is a messenger RNA of Sinocyclocheilus grahami, 3978 nucleotides long. RefSeq names its product histone deacetylase 4-like. The record is from RefSeq and is a predicted model, not a curated record. Gene Ontology annotation, molecular function: histone deacetylase activity. The annotation marks the transcript as partial. Gene Ontology annotation, biological process: negative regulation of transcription by RNA polymerase II. The transcript has 25 exons. Lineage: Eukaryota; Metazoa; Chordata; Actinopteri; Cypriniformes; Cyprinidae.
UUCUGUCACCAGCAUCAGCAGGAGCUUCUGGCCCUCAAGCAUCAGCAGGAGCUGCUGGAGCAUCAGAGGAAGAUGGAGCAGCACCGGCUGGAGCAGGAGCUGGAGAAACAGCAGCGCGAGCAGAAGCUCCAGCUCCUCAAGAACAAAGAACGCGGCCAGGAGAGUGCGGUGGCCAGUACAGAAGUGAAGAUGCGUCUGCAGGAGUUUGUUCUGAAUAAAAAGAAAGCGCUCGCUCAGCGCAGUCUCAACCACUGCAUCUCCAACAACCCACGCUACUGGUACGGGAAAACUCAGCACAGUUCUUUGGAUCAGAGCUCCCCUCCUCAGACCAGCGUUAGUCUCUACAACCCUCCUGCCAUGAGCGUCUACGACUCCAAAGAUGACUUUCCACUGCGCAAAACAGCGUCUGAACCGAACCUGAAGCUGCGUUCGCGGCUGAAGCAGAAGGUGUCGGAGCGGAGGAGCAGCCCGUUACUGCGCCGCAAAGACAGUCCCAUCAGCACGCUCAAGAAACGCUCUCUGGAUAUGGCAGAUUCGGUGUGUAGCAGCGCUCCUGGAUCUGGACCCAGUUCCCCAAACAACAGCUCACACGGAAACCUGUGCGAGAACGGCAUCAGUGUGACUGAGUCGUCUCACAGGCCGGCUGGUCAGGACGGGUCGGUUAGUCAGCUGUCUCUCUACACAUCUCCUUCACUACCCAACAUCACCCUGGGUCUGCCGGCCACUGCCACCAACAACGUGACGUCUACCCAGCCUGACAGCGAAUGUUUGUCUGUGACCGGUUUACCCAUAAGCACUAACAAUUUUGGAAAAGGCUCAGUUUUAUUUUGUUGCUUCUUCAACAAGGUGACGUCUACCCAGCCUGACAGCGAAUGUUUGUCUGUGACCGGUUUACCCAUAAGCACUCCGUUCCUGGUCGCCUCUCACCUGCCGUCAUUUCUUGGCAAUUCGGACACUGCAAACUCCCACAAUGCACUGCUGCAGCACAUGGUCCUUCUGGAGCAAUCAGCCUCACCGAGUCCUUUGGCCGCAGGUAUCGGAGCGAGUCCACUGCAGAAGCUGCGUCAGCACCGGACGCUGGGCCGCACUCAGUCGGCUCCUCUGCCCCAGAGCAGCCAGGCACUCCAGCAGCUCGUGGUUCAACAACAGCACCAGCAGUUCCUGGAGAAACACAAGCAGCACUUCCAGCAGCUCCACAUCAACAAGAUGUUGAGUAAACCCUGUGAUCGGCAGCACCAGAGCCACCCAGAAGAGACGGAGGAAGAGCUCCGAGAGCAGCAGGAUGCCACACAGACGGAAACACUUCCCAUGAGCCUCCUCAUUAAACAGGAACCUCCUGAUCUCACAGAGGAGCAGAGACCGGAAGAACAAGAGCUGCUCUUCAAACAGAGACCGGAAGAACAAGAGCUGCUCUUCAAACAGCAGGCUCUUCUACUGGAGCAGCAGAGGAUCCAUCAGCUCAGAAACUACCAAGCGUCCAUGGAGUCGGCCGGUGCAUCGGUCUGUUUCCCAGGGCACCGUCCUCUGUCCAGAGCCCAGUCAUCUCCUGCGUCCGCCUCAUUCAUCAGCUCGCAGGAACAGCCUUCCAGACCUCAUUUUACCACAGGUCUGGUGUACGACUCUCUCAUGCAGAAGCACCAGUGCAUGUGUGGCAACAGCAACACACACCCCGAACACGCCGGGCGCAUCCAGAGCAUCUGGUCUCGGCUGCAGGAGACGGGCCUGCGCAGCCAGUGCGAGUGUAUCCGUGGGAGAAAAGCCACAUUAGAGGAACUGCAGACGGUUCAUUCUGAAGCUCAUGUCAUGUUGUAUGGGACCAACCCACUACGGCAGAAACUGGACAGUUCUGUCAUCUCCAUGUUCGUCAGGCUGCCGUGUGGUGGUAUUGGGGUGGACAGUGACACGGUCUGGAAUGAAGUUCACUCGUCGAGCGCAGCGCGUCUGGCCGUCGGUUCUGUGGUCGAACUCGUCUUCAAAGUGGCAUCGGGAGAGCUGAAGAACGGCUUCGCUGUGGUCCGGCCGCCGGGACACCACGCAGAGGAGAGCACGCCCAUGGGCUUCUGUUACUUUAACUCUGUUGCCAUAGCAGCUAAACUCCUACAGCAAAGACUCAAUGUCGGCAAAAUUCUGAUUGUUGAUUGGGACGUUCAUCAUGGCAACGGAACACAACAAGCGUUUUACGACGAUCCCAGAGUUCUGUACGUUUCGCUUCAUCGAUAUGACGAUGGCAAUUUCUUUCCGGGCAGCGGCGCUCCUGAAGAGGUGGGCAGUGGGCCGGGAGUCAGUUUCAAUGUCAACAUGGCGUUUACUGGAGGUCUGGAUCCACCGAUGGGCGACGCAGAAUACCUCGCUGCCUUCAGGACGGUGGUUAUGCCGAUCGCUAGCGAGUUUGCUCCAGAUCUGGUGCUGGUGUCGGCAGGGUUUGACGCGGUGGAAGGACACCCUCCUCCGCUGGGAGGAUAUAAACUCACCUCCAGAUGUUUGGGUCACCUGACUAAACAGCUGAUGGGGUUAGCUGGGGGUCGAGUGGUGCUGGCGCUGGAGGGAGGUCAUGACCUCAGGGCCAUAUGUGACGCGUCCGAGGCCUGCGUCUCAGCGCUGCUGGGGAUAGAGCUAGAGCCGCUUUCUGCAGACGUCCUGAAGCAGAGACCCAAUGAAAACGCUGUGCGCUCCAUAGAGAAAGUCCUAGAAAAUCACAGUCAGUACUGGCAGUGUGUCCAGCGGGUCGCGUCCAGCGUGGGUUUGUCUCUGCUGGAAGCUCAGAGGGUUGAUUCUGAAGAGAACGAGACGGUGACGGCAAUGGCUUCUUUAUCCGUCGCAGCAUUGGAGAAAAGGACGGAGGAUGAGCCCAUGGAAGAGGAGCCGCCGAUGUAGGGGACGAGCGUUUUCCCAGAGCUCUUCUGGGUCUCUGUGUCAGUUUGACUUGGUCUCGUCUGACGGAGAUCCUCGCUGAGCAGAGAGAGACGUCAGGGUAAAGGCUAACUCGCCGCGUUAGCGCUGUAGCCCCAACGCAACACGUUCAAGCUGAAGUCACUUGAGAUGUUUGUUUUUGGAGGUUUCUGUCCCAUUGGCUCGAUGCGCGCACACCUCGUCGCAGACGUCAGCCAGCAGAUCGUUCUGACAGAGGGACGGAUGGAGAAACGGCGCCCAACAAACCCUCUACAGGCUCCAGAAACCCGCUGUUUGUUUAGUAAGACACUAGAUGUACUUCACCAUAAACACUACAGGGAUUGACCUCACGGUGGCGCCGUGACGCAUCAGUGCCACUUUACAGAUGUUUCUCAAAGAUGGAGUGCCUUUGUUGAGAUUCAUGAAUGAACUACGAAUGAAUUCUGAAGAACUUUGCCUUAAGUCAGUAAUGUCAUAAACACGUUACCCAUAAUCCCAGUGGGUUGAUUUUAGAGAAGAGAAAACCUUUUCAGCAUGUUUACUUGGACAGCGUUCGUGCUUUAGUCCUAAACACACGUUGUCUAGCGAUGACUGUUGUGUUUUUUUUCUCUGAGCUGUACAAACGCUGCAGAAAACUCUCUGAGCCUGCAGUGAUGCGUAACAGCGGCUCAGCGUGGCUCCGUGUAACGCAGCGGAAGGCAGGCCGUGGGUUAUUGACUGCCGUGCAUUACAGGAGAAAAACUACAAAACACCCGGACUGAACCGGAGACCAGAAGGUCUGACCAAAGCAUGUUUGCAUCUUUUGUUGCACCUGUUUCUAACCACAGUGCAGUGUUUGACACGGAUUACGAGACCGCAGCGUGUGUGAAACGAUUUUUCAUGAGACAAGAGACGACUGUGCACCAAACCAGCUCGUGUCCCUCUUGAGCCAAACUAACCUUGUAAAAAGAAGGACCAGCUUGCUAAUGUUGUAAACCCCUGAGCAUGAGGAGGGAUCGGUAUCUACAAGAUCAACACAAAUAUGCAUGUGAAAUCUUCAUUUAAUUUGCCUUCUCUAACGAGCCUCUUCUCUCCACAACAGCUUCACCU